Molecule: messenger RNA, 3492 nt
Organism: Dioszegia hungarica
Lineage: Eukaryota; Fungi; Basidiomycota; Tremellomycetes; Tremellales; Bulleribasidiaceae
Exons: 9
Coding region: 1-3492 (1163 amino acids)
Source: RefSeq, a predicted model, not a curated record
AUGGUAAAGAAGGUCACCACAGCCAGGGGUGGAGCGAGAAAGCGCACUUCGGAGAAGCCUCCCGACAGUGACUCAGACGCUAUCAGCAGCGGCUUCGAAAGUGAAGUCAGCGAAGAUGAUGGAUCAAUUGAAGACUUUGCGUUCGACGCCAUCAAGUGGGCUUCCUACGACAAGACUUUUGGAAGACCAGGAUGGAGUUAUGCAGUCAUGUGGGGGGGAUACCUGAAGAGCAAAUCGGAUUCUUUCUGGAAAGACGUCCGGAAGAGGCAUCCGGAGCUUGGCAAGAUCAUAAAGGGCCAGAAAGAGCCACCUGGAAAGAUCGGCGAUUUCUAUGAACCCUCGGAUACCCUAUUACGACGUUGGUUCAUCGACUCGGCCCCGAGACGAAACUACGAUGCGUACAAGAAUCGUCCUUCAGGCCUCAUCAACCAGUACAAGGCUGUGCGCAAAGCCGACUCAGACUAUUACAUCAACAGACGGGAGAAGCGUCUCAUCGCGAAAGGCCUCCUCAAAGUCAAGGCGUCGGGUUACGAGGACGAGGGAGAACCACUUCCCAAAGCCUCCACGUCCCAUCGCGCAAAGGUCAAGCGCAUCGCCUCGGCCAGCCCUGAACCCUUCUUCGACUCCUCAUCAUCCCCUUUCCCCCAUGCACCCGGUUCACACCAUGCAACCCCUGCAGCCCGGUCACAAGGCAAAUCGGCCGAUUCUCCCUCGCGUUUCUCCCCAGAAGAGACAUCGGAGGUCGAUGCCUUCUUGGACGACAACCCGGCCUCUACGCUCUCGCCCGCCCUACACGGUCACAAGGAUCCCCCUCCAUUGCCCUCAACCAACGCAAAGCGGAAACGGUCAAAAUUAUCAUCUGACCCGGAUGAUGAUUCAGCGUCGGACACGGCGCCCAUCCAUCGAGUCUUCAAGAGAUCAAAGGGUAGAAGCCAGAGCCGGGAGGAAAGGGCGGGAUCCAAGGCCGGGAUAAGGGGCACAAGCACCGGCGCGGCGGGCAGGGGAGAAGGGAUCGGGGAGGUUCGAGGGGCAGGUCUGGGCGACGAGUCGGCCGGGAGAUCUGCACCGGGCGCCAGCUCGGCAUUAGAACCAAAAUCGCUCCCCGGUCGGUCCGGCAAAUCGGUAGUCCUAGCGAAGGUCGGUCGGAUACAGAAGAAGCGCCCUCCACUCGCGGAUGACACUACCGUCGCGUUCCCAGCUCAGCCUCCGCCUUCGGAUACGUUCGGGUCGCCACAAUCCGGCAUCUUCAACCUGGAUGACCCCACUGCGAGCGAUCCACCUCAAGCCUCGGCGAGUGAGGUCCGGCAUCGUCAAUCCCUUUUUACCGACACCGAUCCGGAUCGGGACACCUCGCCGGCAUUCCCGGCUAGCGGCAUUGGCGGCCGGGUCAAACAGGCUCCAGCAGGGCUCAAAGCUGCCAAGUCGGACGACGACGAGCCUCAGUACAUGUCCGGCGGACCAACGAGUGGUGGCGGGCCUAACGGAGCAGCUUCAGCUCCUACGGAACGGAAAAAGUAUGUCCAGCCCUCCAGGCUGAAAGUGAUCGAUAAGCUGGAAGACCCAACCCCGCACCGCAGAAUGGGGCGGUCCGGCCCUCAAGCGACCCCAAACGGCGAGUAUCACAUCCCGCGCGCGUUGCUAUCUCUCGGUAGUGAUCGCCCUCUUGGCCACCCUGCCGGCUCAGCGCCAACGUCCGGUCCAUCCGACUCACGUGCUGGAGCCAGGCCCACACCUGCCCCACCCGCGUAUCGGCCAGACAAGGACCCGCGACGUUCGGUCCUUCCAUCACGUCGGCCAGCGGUUCCUCACGACAGACAUCCCCUUCCCGCCCGGCCCCUACACUCCCCUCCCCUGUCACCAGCACAGGCGUAUGAUCUUCCUCCGCUUUCCCCCUCCAACCACGCCCAGCAGACUCCCCUCUCUCCCAUAUCCUUGGCGCCUCUCAGCCCACGGGAAAAUCCAGCCACCAAAAAACCGACCGAUGACGUCAUUCGGACCUGUUACGUCAUCACUUCCCUGAGCCCACUGGGCGAUGACGUCACAUGCGAAAUUGCUAUCUCUCGCGGCUCUUCCUCUGGAAGCGAUAGAGAAGCAUUAUCGACCUUCUUACAGCAAUGCCAGAAGAGAGUGUACUGCGAGAGGGUGGAGGCGUUCUGCUUGACGAGUCACUUGGGUCAUGGCGCUCAAAUCAUCGAGUGGGCGAAGGUGGAGUGUGGCAGCGCAGGGUCUGCCGAGGUGUUCAAGGCGAUCGAGGAUGUUUCUGCGUCCGAGGCUGGCCCCAUGAUGUUCGUGGCUUACUUUGAGGCCACGUCCGUCCGAAUCAGUCGCCACUACGCUUUCGUUCUCGCCUCUUCCCGCGUCGUCCGCGCUAGUGGUUGGAAGCUCGACUCGAGUCAGUACUCCCCUCCCGACGAUGGCUUGCUUGCACUGCUUCUGUCGCUACCGCUCGACUCGGCAUCGCCGCCGUUGCCACCCAACCCCGUCCGACCCGCCGAGACUUCGGGUCUUCCUUUACGUCGUGCUAUCACCCGCGGUCCUAUAGAUCCCAUCGCGUCCUACGGUGUCUCGGCCGACAGACUCGCGGAGUAUAGGGACAGGAUGAUCGAUUUCAUCCCUGCCGCGGCCGGUGUUGAAUUGAGCGACCUCCUCAGCACUGUGCGCGACGAAGCAGUAGUCGCCGGUGUCUCCAUCGCCCAGAACGGUCGGCUUGACGCAGCGGUAUCGGCAUUGAGCGAGAGGGAUGCUUGGUCAGCGAAGGCGUCGAUUGUGGCGCUCGGUCCGAGUCUGAAUCUCUUGCCGUCUCAGUGGCGGGAGACGCAGGUAUGGAAAGCCGGAGCGCUUGUCACAUUCUCCCCCUCCUUCAUACUCUCCUCACCCAACGAUUUCCACACCGCAAUGCGUAGCAUCUGGAACACUCCCAGCUGCGCCGCAUAUAUCCUUCCUGCCGUGAUCGAGUGGUUCAACGUGAGCUGGUGCAAACCUGAGCGGUGUCGUAGCCCCACGAAGACACUGGAUGCUCUCGUUCGAGCCCUCUCGCUAGACAAGCACCUGCUGCACCUUUCCUCGUCUGCUGCCGGAUCUUUCGGCGGACUCGCCGUCAGCAUCGCUCCUCCCUCGGUCCACCAACCGGAAGCAUCGACUCAGUGGGCUGCGUGGCUGCACAGCAUCAGCACCGCCGGGCGUUUCGAUACUCUCGUUGACCUAUGCCGUGGAGUCCGGCCUGGCCACUACAACUCCCUUCCGCCACACAAGCAGGGCGGCGGCGACGCGCAAAGACCGCCACCAGGCGACUUGAUAGAGGCAGAUAUCCAGCGUAGUCAGAUCCAGGAUCUGAUACGUAUGCGUAUGCGGCCGGAUGUACUGCCGUACCGGCGGUAUAUUUACGUUGGUGACGUGAGCUUUGGGGAGGAACGGAGGAAGGCGGUGGCGUCCAAGGGUAUCGAGAUAGUCCGACCAGCAGAUUUCCCGGCUGCUCUGGACAAGGCAGCGUGA